This is a messenger RNA of Suncus etruscus (white-toothed pygmy shrew), 1085 nucleotides long. It is a transcript of the gene HRAS, whose product is annotated as HRas proto-oncogene, GTPase. The transcript is spliced from 4 exons. NCBI's taxonomy places the organism in Eukaryota, Metazoa, Chordata, Mammalia, Eulipotyphla, Soricidae. The record is from RefSeq and is a predicted model, not a curated record. Gene Ontology annotation, cellular component: plasma membrane. Gene Ontology annotation, biological process: Ras protein signal transduction; cellular senescence. Gene Ontology annotation, molecular function: GTPase activity; GTP binding; GDP binding. The coding region runs from base 132 to 701 and encodes 189 amino acids.
AUAUGUGCUGGGGGUUCUGACUGGGAGUGGCCCAGCUGAGAGACAGGGUGUUUCUUGGCAGGUGCCCCCCCCCCCGAGACCCUCCAGCACACUGCAGUAAGUGCCUGGGUCCUGCCACCCUUGGAAGAGCCAUGACGGAGUAUAAGCUGGUGGUGGUGGGCGCCGGCGGCGUGGGCAAGAGCGCCCUGACCAUCCAGCUCAUCCAGAACCACUUUGUGGACGAGUAUGACCCCACCAUCGAGGACUCCUAUCGGAAGCAGGUGGUCAUCGACGGGGAGACGUGCCUGCUGGACAUCCUGGACACGGCCGGCCAGGAGGAGUACAGCGCCAUGCGCGACCAGUACAUGCGCACCGGCGAGGGCUUCCUCUGCGUGUUCGCCAUCAACAACGCCAAGUCCUUCGAGGACAUCCACCAGUACAGGGAGCAGAUCAAGCGGGUGAAGGACUCAGACGACGUGCCCACCGUGCUGGUGGGGAACAAGUGCGACCUGGCGGCGCGCACCGUGGAGUCGCGGCAGGCGCAGGACCUGGCCCGCAGCUACGGGAUCCCCUACAUCGAGACCUCGGCUAAGACGCGCCAGGGCGUGGAGGAUGCCUUCUACACGCUGGUCCGCGAGAUCCGCCUGCACAAGGCCCGCAAGCUCAGCCCGCCGGACGAGGGUGGCCCGGGCUGCACCAGCUGCCGCUGCCUCCUGUCCUAGCCCAGGCGGCCGAAGGUGGCACCCCACUGGGCCCCGCUGGCCCCGUCCACGGUCCACGGAGAAGGGCCCUGCCCUGGUCCUGCCUGCGGAGGGCUGGACGCUCCUGGCCCCGCCCGAGAAGGGCCGAGCCCUCCUAGCCCUGUCCAGGAAGGGCUGAACUCUUCAAAACCUGCCUAAGAAGGGCGGAUCUCUCCUGGCCCCGCUCACAGAGGAUGGGUUCACUUGGACCCGCCCACGGGUAGGCUCGGGUGCAUUUUGCACCCCUGGGACCACUGGCCUCCGGAGGCGCUUUGCACAGACUGUUGGGGGAACUGCCGCCCCCGGGGCCACUGUGCCGGCCCGGAGGGGCUCAGGCUGGAUCAGUAAAUUAUUGGAUGAUCUUGA